CAUAAGUGUUUCAACAUUUUUACAUUGCAAACAAUUUAAUUCUACAAUCAUGAGUGGACGAGGAAAAGGAGGUAAAGCCAAGGGAAUCAAAUCCAAGACCAGGUCUUCACGUGCCGGACUUCAAUUCCCCGUCGGUCGUAUUCACCGUUUGUUGAGGAAAGGCAACUACGCCGAACGUGUCGGUGCCGGUGCUCCUGUAUAUCUGGCCGCCGUAAUGGAAUAUUUGGCCGCUGAAGUUUUGGAGUUGGCCGGAAACGCUGCCCGUGAUAACAAGAAGACCCGUAUCAUUCCAAGACAUUUGCAAUUGGCCAUUAGGAACGACGAAGAGCUGAACAAAUUGUUGGCUGGUGUCACAAUCACCCAAGGAGGUGUGUUGCCUAAUAUCCAAGCCGUUCUUUUGCCCAAGAAAACCGAAAAGAAAGUUUAAUAUAUAUAUAUCUUAUCACCUAAUUAAAACGGCCCUUUUCAGGGCCACCACACUAGAGAUUGAAAGAUUAGUUUAUUUCUGUGAAUAGUUCAAAUAAACUAUAUUUAAGGUGUACGUAGUUCACUAAUUUUAAUGAUCAUACUGAUUAUUGUUUGGCAAUGAGUAUUGUAAUA
Messenger RNA from Sipha flava (yellow sugarcane aphid), 600 nucleotides. Its product is annotated as histone H2A. NCBI's taxonomy places the organism in Eukaryota, Metazoa, Arthropoda, Insecta, Hemiptera, Aphididae. Gene Ontology annotation, cellular component: nucleosome. Bases 50 to 427 code for a protein of 125 amino acids. The record is from RefSeq and is a predicted model, not a curated record. Gene Ontology annotation, molecular function: structural constituent of chromatin; protein heterodimerization activity; DNA binding. The transcript has a single exon.